Molecule: messenger RNA, 1598 nt
Organism: Fusarium redolens
Lineage: Eukaryota; Fungi; Ascomycota; Sordariomycetes; Hypocreales; Nectriaceae
Exons: 1
Coding region: 250-1401 (383 amino acids)
Source: RefSeq, a predicted model, not a curated record
GGUUUUUGUUUUUUUUUCACUCAGGUGCUAAAAACGCACAAACCCAUUAUGGUGAAUGCCGAUUAAAACAAGUACCUUGUUUCUCCCACUUUCUGGCCCCUCCCUUCUUGACUGCAACCCUUCGAUCCAUACAUAUCAUAUCACUGUACACUGCCCCUCCCCUCCUUGCAUGAUAUGCUGCAUAUGAGAGGGACCAACCAACACACAUACGAGCCCACCCAAACCCGAUCGCUAAGACACGAUUGACUAAUGGCACCGCCGUCAGACGGUUUGUCCUCGAUUCACUACCAACCGCUAGAUUUGGCGGCGCGUGAAGUGAGGAUACUGGAGCUGCAGCCUUCGCCGAAUAACGACCUCAACGACCGAAUCGUAUGUCGCCUCGUUCAUGAGAAGUUGAGCGAGGCGUCUGAUUUCAUAGGCCUUUCUGCCCUUUACGGCGACAUUACAAACACCGAGACUAUCCUACUCAAUGGCCAAAAAGUAGCCAUACCGUCCGAUCUCGCCGAGGCGAUUCGCUACACCCGCGAAGUCUUUCUAGGGCCCCGUGCCCAAUCCGUCAUCAACAACGCCUCCUCCUCAAGGGUCGAUCUUGAGACACAAAGGACAAUCAGUAAUCAGCAACAGCAACCCUCCCCGCCACCAUCACCGACAAAGAAACCCCCCGGAUGGCUACGCUCAUUCCUCAGAAAACUCGUCGACCCCGGCGCAGCGAGAUGCGACAAGCCUCCUCUUCGAAUCUGGAUCGAUCUAUUAUGCAUCAACCGGCGAGACAGGAAGGAAGAGGCUGAGCGCCGUGCACAUAUGGCUCGUGCGUAUCGUGAGGCUAGGUUGGUUGUUGGAUGGUUGGGACCGAAGGAUGCGACGUCUGAUCUUGCGAUUGAGAUUAUCAGGGCGUGGGAUAAGUGCAUGCCGGCCAAUUUCGGAGAACCAGGUGAUCGUGAGGCCAAUCCUGCGAACUAUGCGCCGAUUUUGCAGUGGAUGGGGCCUGUGGCUCAUCUCAGUGACAUUCCUGAGGGGAUCACGGACCCGACCGAGGUACCCAGCUACAAGGCCAUCUCUGGCUUUCUAAACAGGCCGUAUUUCCGAAAUACUUGGAUUCUGGAUGAUAUUGCCCAGGCGCAAUUUCCGACAUUCAUGGUUGGCGAUGGUAUUGUGUCUUGGAUGCAGAUUCUUCGCCUCAAUCGCGUCAAUGAGGACAUUAAGGAUCACGGGGCCGAAAUGUUUCCUAGCGAAUUGCGACCUCUACUGGAGUACAUGCCUCUAGGCAGUGUCUACACGUUUCUUAAGGAGUUUGAUCGUCGACAGAAGCUAGAAGAAUGUCGCCCUGUGUUCUCGAAUACACCAGCAAGUUCUAUUAGGAGUUCGGUGUCAAUGACGGGUCUAAAGGCGAGGGGCAGAUAAGAUUACGGAUUUUCUUUUCUUUUAGCACGUAAUGUUUGGGUAAUUGUUAGACGUACGCUAUGGAGAGUGAAUGGUUCGUCAUGUUUACGAGUUCUUUGUAUUGAUGUUCAAGCUUAGAGGCUUAGACAGCGGCGCGAGGUAUACCCUAUCGUGAGUAAUGCCAACUCACCAAAUCAAUUCACAUCCCUUGUCCAGGU